UGGGGAGGGGAUCACUGAGCCGCUCAUCAUGGUUAUGAUGACAGACGAAUCAACAGGUUAACUGCUCCUGAUCGCCUGGAAUGUGAUAGCUCCAUAGUUGGGCGCCGAGCGGAGUUUCGCAGUGCAGGAGCGAUCGGGCAGCCCCGGCCAGGGUGGCUGUAAGAGACCUCGCUGCGUCCUGUCUUGCCGGCAGAGGACUGACAGACAAGGCAAAAAAAACAAAACUUUGGCAAGAUGUGGCUGAAGCUGUUUUUCCUGCUGCUCUAUUUCCUCAUCCUCUUCGUGCUGGCCAGGUUCUUUGAAACCAUAGUAUGGUACGAGACUGGCAUCUUCGCCAGCCAGUUGGCGGACCCAAUGACGCUGAGCUUCCAACAGUUAAAGACCGUCCUGGAGUGCCGGGGUCUGGGGUACGCCGGGCUGCCGGAGAAGAAGGAUGUCCGAGAACUUGUGGAAAAAUCAGGUGACCUGAUGGAGGGAGAGUUAUACUCGGCCUUAAAGGAAGAGGAGGCAUCCGAUGCGGUGUCCAGCACUAACUUCAGCGGUGAAAUGCACUUUUACGAGCUUGUAGAAGAUACGAAAGACGGGAUCUGGCUGGUGCAGGUAGUGGCUAACGGUAGGAGUCCUCUAGUGAGCACGGUCCACUGGGAAAAGAUGAUGAAGAAAGUAUCCAAAUUCGGCAUCCGCACCGGUACCUUCAACUGCUCGAGUGACCCGAGGUACUGUAGGAAGAGAGGCUGGAUCAGAUCCACCCUCAUCAUGUCCGUGCCCCAAACCAGCACUUCAAAGGGGAAGGUGAUGCUUAAAGAAUACAGCGGCAGGAAAGUAGAAACGGAGCAUAUUUUCAAGUGGAUAACGGCUCAUGCGGCUUCUCGGGUCAAAACGAUUUAUGAUCCUGAACACCUGAAAGAAGAAUGGAACAAAAGCGAUCAGUACAAGGUCAAGCUGUACCUGUUUGCAAACCUUGAUCAACCUCCAGCGUUCUUUUCCACGCUGAGCGUUAAGUUUACUGGCAGAGUGGAAUUCAUAUUUGUUAAAGUUGGAAAUUGGGAUAAAACAAGCUUCAUGGCUCAGAUCAACAUUGACAGGACUCCGUGCUAUGUCCUUAAAACUCCUGAGGGAAUCUAUAAGUAUGGAAACAAUACGGGGGAAUACGUAUCCCUCCACGCCAUGGAUUCCUUUCUGCGUUCUUUGCAACCAGAAGUGAAUGAUUUGUUUGUCUUAAGCUUGGUUUUGGUGAAUUUGAUGGCCUGGAUGGACCUGUUCAUCACUCAAGGAGCAACCAUAAAAAGAUUUGUGGUUCUUAUUAGCACGUUGGGGACGUAUAACUCCCUGCUAAUUAUAUCCUGGUUGCCGGUGUUGGGAUUCCUACAGCUACCGUACCUUGACAGUUUCUACGAGUAUAGCUUGAAGCUUCUCCGUUAUUCCAAUACCACCACUUUGGCGUCUUGGGUGAGGGCAGACUGGAUGUUCUACUCCUCUCACCCUGCGCUUUUUCUAGGCACUUACCUUGGUCACGGAUUACUCAUUGACUACUUUGAGAAGAAGAGACGCCGUAACAACAAUGCAGAUGAAGUGAACGCCAAUAAUCUGGAGUGGUUGUCCAGCCUUUGGGAUUGGUAUACUAGCUACCUGUUUCACCCCAUAGCUUCCUUCCACCACUUUCCCAUCAACUCUGAUUGGGAUGACGACCCAGAUCUUAUUCUCGAGAGAUUAGCUUUUCCCGAUUUAUGGCUUCACCCGCUUAUACCUACAGAUUACAUCAAAAGCCUUCCAACGUGGCCGUUUCGCUGCUCUGGCGUACACAAAGGAGAAGAGGAAACCUCCGAAACAUCGCAGGAUAGCGAUAGUGACUCAGAAGCUGAACGCAACGGCGAUCUUGCUGUUCAAAAGCCUUCAUGUGAAGACCAAGCUGAUGCGCCUGGUUGCACGAGCCAUGCUUCCCCAGAAGGCGCCAGCUACGCUUGCUCAUGUGUCCAGGAACAAAGAGACAAAAUUGGUUCGUAUGGAUCCCCUGGCACGCAGGACAGCACAGAGCCACACUGGUCCGAAUGGCCCGAGAACAUGUUGCACUGUACAGAGUGUGUUGUGUGUUUAGAGAAUUUCGAACAUGGCUCUUUACUGAUGGGUUUGCCGUGUGGUCAUGUGUUUCACCAAAAUUGCAUUGUGAUGUGGCUGGCUGGAGGUAGACAUUGUUGUCCGGUGUGUCGCUGGGCGUCCUACAAAAAGAAACAUUACACACAUCAGCCGUCUCUGUCUGCCACCCCUGCCUCUUAGCCCUAAUGCCAUACCUUCAUAUAAGCUCUCUUGCCUGAAAAUGCUUGCGUCUGUUAGAAACCUCUGUGGUUUGACGUCCCUUUAAAAACCUUAGUACGGUGAAUUCAUGCACAUUGCGUCAAUGUUUGUAAUUCAUUCCCUCGCCUCUCUUUGUGUAUUAAAUGUAAAUGGGUAUGUAAGAAAAAUAUUUUUAUGGCUUCCUCAAAUCAUAUUCCUACUUAACUGUAUAUUGUUAGAGUACAAAACCUUAACGUUUUAGUUCUGAAAUGAGCCAAUUUAUUUUGAAGAUAUCCCGUGUACCCCGCAGCGUUUGUCUCUGUCAAAGAUUUCUAGAAAUAUAGCUGUUGGUAAAGUGUUAUUUUUGUUGUAAUCUUUAUGUAAAAUUCUAUAUCAUUGAAUGGCUGUUGUUUCAGAACCUCUAACCU
Messenger RNA from Spea bombifrons (plains spadefoot toad), 2699 nucleotides. Its product is annotated as charged multivesicular body protein 3. The coding region runs from base 235 to 2274 and encodes 679 amino acids. NCBI's taxonomy places the organism in Eukaryota, Metazoa, Chordata, Amphibia, Anura, Pelobatidae. Gene Ontology annotation, biological process: late endosome to vacuole transport; protein transport; protein ubiquitination. The record is from RefSeq and is a predicted model, not a curated record. Gene Ontology annotation, cellular component: ESCRT III complex; multivesicular body; endoplasmic reticulum. Gene Ontology annotation, molecular function: ubiquitin-protein transferase activity. The transcript has 4 exons.